AUGACCCCGCAGCAACUAUGUGAGUUUGCUUGGGGCAUUUGCAAUGGAAACCAGCCAUUUCUUCGGGUAAUUACAUCAGAUUUUGCCAAGGGCCAAUUGGCAACUCUGCCACUCGAGUUCUUGGAGAAGACCAAAGAACGAGGUCUGAUAGCCACAUGGAGCCCCCAGGAGCAAGCUCUUGCCCACCCUUCAGUCGGAGUGUUUGUGAGUCAUUUUGGGACUAGCUCAAUGCUUGAGAGCAUUUGUUCUAGAGUGCCUAUGAUCGGUUUGUAUUUUGGUCAUGACGAUCAAGAGACCUGCCGGUAUAGCUGUAACCGAUGGCGUAUCGGGAUGAAGAUCAACGAGCAUAUGGAGAGGGAAGAAGUGGAAAGUCUAGUUCGUGAGUUGAUGGAGGGGGGCGUGGGUAAAGCGAUGAAGAGGAAGGCAAUGGAGUGGGAGAAACUAGAAGUUGAGGCCAAAUGUAAAGGCGGGUCUUCGGCGAAAAUCUUAUUUAAUUGUUCGUUUGCAUCGUCUUUCAAUACAGUAAAAACCUUAUUUAACAUUGUAUAA
Rhododendron vialii is the source of this 549-nucleotide messenger RNA. RefSeq names its product 7-deoxyloganetin glucosyltransferase-like. The transcript has a single exon. NCBI's taxonomy places the organism in Eukaryota, Viridiplantae, Streptophyta, Magnoliopsida, Ericales, Ericaceae. The record is from RefSeq and is a predicted model, not a curated record. Bases 1 to 549 code for a protein of 182 amino acids. Gene Ontology annotation, molecular function: UDP-glycosyltransferase activity.